UCAAGACAGCGGUUCACUGCAAGCUUCCUGGCCCUCGGAUCAACUGUUUUGAUCCGAUCUGGCCCUCUGACAAAGGAAGACUUUCUCACAUAGGCUGUUGGACAGAAUAUUCCGAGACGGACUCGCUCUGAAGUGUGUGAGGAGGUGUGAGCAGGUGAACAUUGCGCUCGAACUGACACUGGAGUUUUGCGCUUGGACAAUGCUUGCAAUUAGUAGGGGAAUCCAUUUAUUAUCAUCGUUUCAGCCCGAAAAGAAAGCGUGCGUGGAUUUUUAACCGAGGAGCCUUCUGAAACAUCACCCCACCGCGUCGGUCAUUUCUGCUUCAAAGCUGUGGAGGAGCGCAGUGCCUUCGGGUGUUCGCGAAGUGCUUUAGCUCGCCAGCUCCGUUUUUUUUCUUCUUUUUUCUUAAGUUCAAAAAAGUGCACCCAAACGCGCAGGACAGGGCUUAAAUGUUCGGGAUCCAGGAGCAUCUGAUGCGAGAAGUGAGCGGAUUAAAAGAGAGAAGUCUUGGAGAGGAGAUGGAUCCGGUUCGGUCGUGGGUGCGUAAUGUCGGGGUUGUGGAUGCGAACGUAGCGGCGCAAAGUGGAGUUGCUUUGUCAAGAGCUCAUUUUGAGAAGCAGCCGCCCUCAAAUCUCCGAAAGUCCAACUUCUUCCACUUCGUCCUGGCGCUCUAUGACAGACACGGCCAACCCGUGGAGGUGGAGAGGACAUCGUUUGUGGACUUUGUUGAACAUGACAAGGAGCAGACGGGAGAAAAGACCAACAACGGCACUCACUACAAGCUGCAGCUCCUCUACAGCAACGGGGUUCGCACAGAGCAGGAUCUUUACGCACGACUUAUUGACUCUGUCACGAAACAGCCCAUAGCAUAUGAAGGACACAAAAAUCCAGAAAUGUGCAGAGUUCUGCUUACACACGAGGUUAUUGCAGGUGACCGCUGUUGUGAGAAGAAAAGUUGUGGCAACCGAAACGAGACGCCCUCUGACCCAGUCAUCAUUGACAGGUUUUUCUUGAAGUUUUUCCUGAAAUGUAACCAGAAUUGUCUGAAGACAGCGGGAAACCCGAGGGAUAUGAGGAGAUUUCAGGUGGUCCUGUCCAGCACUGUGAGUGUGGACGGCCACGUUCUAGCAGUGUCCGACAACAUGUUCGUCCACAACAACUCAAAACACGGUCGGAGGGCCCGCAGACUGGAGCCGGGCGAGUCCGUCGAGAAUUCUAUGGAAUAUGCCACCCCGUGUAUCAAAGCCAUCAGCCCCAGUGAGGGCUGGACCACCGGGGGGGCCAUGGUCAUCGUCAUCGGGGAGAACUUCUUUGACGGGCUGCAGGUGGUGUUUGGCAGCAUGCUCGUAUGGAGUGAGCUAAUCACGCCGCACGCUAUCCGUGUCCAGACACCUCCUCGACACAUCCCCGGGGUCGUGGAGGUCACACUGUCUUAUAAAUCCAAACAAUUUUGCAAGGGAGCACCUGGACGCUUCAUCUAUACAGCCCUGAAUGAGCCAACUAUAGACUACGGUUUCCAACGUCUUCAAAAGGUCAUUCCUCGACAUCCUGGUGACCCAGAGAAACUAGCCAAGGAGAUCCUCCUGAAGAGAGCGGCAGAUCUUGUGGAGGCCCUGUACGGAAAUCCACACAGUAAUCAGGACAUGCUGCUGAAACGUGCGGCCGACAUCGCCGAGGCGCUCUACAGUGUCCCCCGUCCUCACAGUCAGCUGCAGGCGCUGCCCAGCUCACCAGCCCACGGCAGUGUCAUGGGCCUGGGCUCCUAUCCUUCUCAGUUGGGCGUCAGCAUCGGGGAGCAUGGACAGAGCAGCCAAGGUUACAUUCGAAAUUCCAGCAGCUUGUCUCCAAGGGGUUACCCAUCAGCCUCCACUCCUCAGCAGUCAGGCUACGGGGGCAGCGGAGGGAUGACUGGAGGCUAUGGGACAGUUCCCAUGACCAGUCUAGGAGUACCUGGCUCUCCUGGUUUCAGCAGCGCCUCCCCCACAGGCUCUCCCUACAUAAUGCCCUCCAGCCCGACUAUACCAGGAAGCUCCAGCUCUUCCUCGUCUCUCUUGCCUUUUUCUUCCUUCCCGUCUGCUGCUAAACAGAAGAGUGCUUUUGCUCCCGUCCUCAGGCCCCAGGGCUCUCCCUCCCCCGCCUGCCCCGCCUCAGGGGGGAACAGCUUCAGAGCGAUGACGGGCCUGGUUGCUCCCCCGAUGUAGCAAAGCACCCACUCCAAUCUACCCCAGACCAAUGCUUCACUUAGCCCCUCUUUUGGCAUUAAGAGGGAAGGGAAAAAUGGAAAAUUGAUCACUAGCGACCAUGUAUAACUUUCCCUCCUGAGCUCCCCCCCCCACACCCGCCAUUUCGUAGUCCCUCUUUCAUCCAGGUGGAUGAACAGGACGGGGUACGAAAAUGUCCAAAGACCAGCCAUCUACUCCAGAGGCAGAGCACAUUACUUUAUCCACAACUACAGACAAACAAAACUUCUCUGUCUGUAGCUAACAGCACCAGACUGAACCAUGUAUUGCUGUGUGUGUGCGUGUGCGUGUGUGUGUGUGUGUGUGUGUGUGUGUGUGUGUGUGUGUGUGUGUGUGUGUGUGUGUGUGUGUGUGUGUGAGUGACGAAGCGUCUGCGUUUUGAAAGGAAAUAAAAGGAGAACUGAAGAUUCAAAAGCAUCUGUAUUUACCUCUGGCCUGCUAUCACAUGCAGUAUGUGAUAUUCUUCCAACAACCUUUCCAGACCCAGGCCAGAGACGUACGGGACGCGUUGUGAGAGCACUGACGGACUCUAUGAAGCUCGAAGAAGCAGGGUGCUAUUUGUCUGUGUAUGGACUUAAAUGCCAUGUGAGUGCACUGUCUGUGAGUUAGCGAGAAGUUUUUUGUAGUAGACUUUUUGAAGACAAUUUACAUUCCAGAAAAAUAGACCCUUUAUUUUUUUUCUGAUCUCUGCGGUUUUACAAGGGAAGAACUCUUUGUCUCAAUGGUUAUUACUAAAGGAAUUCAUAUAUUGAUUUAUUUAAGAACAAGCAAUUUAACUUAUUAUAGGUAGUUUAGGGUAUAAUAUAAACGUGUUUUUAUAAAGUGGUCCUUUUCCAGCUGUUACUGAAAUAAAGUUAUCUCAACAAUUGCAAAUGAAUUUGCUGAAUGAUCAUAGGGAAAUAUGGCGGAGAACAUAACAAUAACACACUUUUUUUGGAACAAAACGUCCCCAGUUUUCAGGUUCUUGCAUAACAAAAUCUUAAUAUUGUGUUCACAUCUGAAGGAGGUUAUUGUCCUGUAAAGGAAAAAUGUUAGUUAGCCUUAUCCUUUUUAAUUUCACUUAUAAUGCAUGCUUUGUCACACCAUUGCCCUGAUAUUAUUUCAUUCAACAUUGCAAAUUUAUAUGACUAUAGCUUACAGAUUUUACAGUUUAAUUUUAAACCUCUCAACCCAGUUCAGGUCUCCAGUCACUAUGCAGUACAGUAAAUGAAAGCACAAACUGCUCAAUUGAAGAACAGGGCAUAUUAGGUGUUCAUUAACCCAUAUCAUGCUGUUCUCUGUACUCAUUGAUUUCUGUCAUCACAACACAAACUUCAUUCUCAGGAUGUGAAAACUAAGAACACAGAGUAGAUGACAUUUGCAAAUUUGUUUUUAGAGUUUGGUUAAUUUUUAUUUAUUAAAAAAAUUAUUAGCAAUUUAUUAUUAUGUUUUUUGAAGCCACCUUUUUUUGAACCGGUACAAAAAAUGGUGCAAAUGUGAUUUGUAUAUCUCAAGUCUCAAGGUGUAAUUAUAUUUUGUGCUCCAAAUAAAACAAAUACGAAAAACGU
This is a messenger RNA of Etheostoma spectabile (orangethroat darter), 3787 nucleotides long. RefSeq names its product transcription factor COE2-like. NCBI's taxonomy places the organism in Eukaryota, Metazoa, Chordata, Actinopteri, Perciformes, Percidae. Gene Ontology annotation, molecular function: DNA-binding transcription factor activity; DNA binding. Gene Ontology annotation, biological process: regulation of DNA-templated transcription. The record is from RefSeq and is a predicted model, not a curated record.